AAUAGUGUCUCUCUUGCUGCUGCUUUGUUCCCACAUGGAGGUAUCACUCGGCCGCGGGAGUAGCAAUGCCACUGCAGCCGAUGAACUCGCGCUCACCGACUUCAAAUCCAUGCUCUUGGACCCGACCGGGUCACUGGUUUCAUGGAAUUCGUCCAAUCACUACUGCUCCUGGCAAGGAGUUACCUGCAGCCGUCGGCAUCCUGAAAAGGUGGUUGCAGUGAAUCUCGAGUCCUCUGGCCUGGCUGGACGCGUCUCUCCAUUCUUGGGCAACCUCUCCUUCCUGAGGAUUCUCAACAUAAACGACAACAAACUCCUGGGGGAGAUCCCCCCAGAGCUUGGCCGUCUGGGUAGGUUGCAAGAGCUCAACCUCAGUUUGAACUCUUUGGAAGGCGGCAUCCCGUCGGCCUUGGGAAAGUGCAGUAAGCUCAUCUCGCUUAGUCUUAAGAACAAUCACCUUCAAGGUGAGAUCCCAACACACUUUGGCUCCUUGAAAAAUCUCGUCUAUUUGAAUCUUUAUGCCAACAACUUGUCUGGAGAGGUCCCACCAUUUUUAGGUAACAUGUCAUCAAUCCAACACUUGGAUUUGGGGGAAAACACAUUGAGAGGACCAAUUCCUAAAACUCUUGGUGGCCUAACCGGUCUGCGUUAUCUUAGCCUUGAAUCAAACAAUCUAUCUGGAGCAAUUCCUCCUGAAAUUUGGAAUGUUUCUUCCCUUAUGCUCCUUUCUUUUGUUAAUAACGCGCUGAGUGGGAUAAUACCACCAAAUGCACUGAGCAAUCUUCCUUCUCUCCAGACUCUGUUCUUGAACCAAAACCAGUUUCAUGGAAGUAUCCCAACUUCAUUGGGUAACGCUUCUAAGCUGCAAUACUUUGAGGUUGCAAUGAACAACUUUAGUGGCUUAGUUCCUUCGGAGAUUAGAUCUUUACAAAGUAUCCAGUGGAUAGUCCUUGCCUAUAAUUCGCUUGAAGCCGAACAAACUGAUGAUUGGAGCUUCAUGUCUGCGUUAACAAACUGCUCCCAAUUGAUAUGUUUGGAACUAGAUUACAACAGAUUCAGUGGUGUGCUUCCCUCUUCUGUUUCAAAUUUAAGCACUUCACUUCAGUAUUUCUCUGUAUCACAUAAUGAAAUAUCAGGAGUUAUACCUGAAGGAAUUGGCAAUUUUGUCGGCCUGCUAACUUUGGGUCUAGAGAACAAUUAUCUAACAGGAACUCUCCCCCAUUCGUUGAGUAAGCUUAGGAGCCUGUCAGAGUUGUCACUGUCUAACAACAGAUUAACUGGGCAUAUCAACCAAGCAAUAGGUAAUUUUACCCAACUAAAUUACCUGUAUCUUCAUAUCAAUUCCUUUAUUGGUAGCAUACCAAGAAGUUUAGGAAAUUUGUCAUCUUUGUUAGAAAUAGUCCUUUCCAGCAAUAACUUCAAUGGUACGAUCCCAAGUAGUAUAUUCAGCAUUUCUACACUCUUUGGAUUGGAUCUUUCGCAUAACCAGUUGGAAGGGACAAUACCACAUGAAGUUGGAAAUCUUCAAAGCAUCACAAUACUCUGGGCUCAAUCAAAUAGAUUAUCAGGUGAAAUCCCUGAUACUCUUGGUGAAUGUCAACUUCUCCAGAAGCUCCAACUCCAAAACAACUUCUUUCAUGGUAGUAUCCCAUUUCGGUUUAGUGGUCUUAAGGGUUUGGUAACUCUUGACCUCUCAAGCAACAAUCUGUCAGGUCAGAUACCUAUUUUCUUUGAGAAUCUUACCACUCUUCACUAUCUAAAUCUCUCGUUCAACAACCUUGCCGGGGAAGUGCCAACCGCUGGAAUUUUUGCAAAUGCAACUGCAGUUUCAGUGCAAGGCAAUGACAAGCUAUGUGGGGGCAUCGAAAACAUGCAUUUGCCUCAUUGUUCUAUGAUAUCAUCAGAGAAGAAGCACAAAUUUCCAGUAGUGACGGUGAUCCUUUCCCUCGGGGGAGCAUUAGUCAUAAUUUUGUUGUUGGCAUAUUUCUUGUUUUCUUGGUGCAAGAAAAGGUUAGCAAAUUGUCCUUCAGCAUCGUCCUUGCAAGACAGCCCAUUGUCUGCUUACUCACAAUUGCUAAAAGCAACUGAUGGUUUCUCAACAAAUAAUUUGCUGGGUACUGGAACUUUUGGGUCUGUAUACAGAGGAGAAAUUGAAGGUGCAACUGGUGAAAAUUUUGUUGCUGUGAAAGUACUAAAUCUUCAGAUACAUGGGGCACUUAAAAGUUUUACAGCGGAAUGUGAAGCUAUGAGAAACCUGCGCCAUCGGAAUCUUGUCAAGGUAAUUACAGCUUGCUCAAGCAUUGAUUUCAGAGGAAAUGACUUCAAAGCAAUUGUGCUUGAGUUCAUGCCCAAUGGUAGCUUAGAACAUUGGCUACAUUCUAAGUCAAAUGAGGAAGGGGUGGAGAGACACUUAAAUCUCGAUCAAAGAGUGAGUAUACUCCUUGAUGUGGCUCAUGCAUUGGACCAUCUUCACUUUCACAGUGCCCUCCCAGUUGUUCAUUGUGAUAUCAAGCCAAGUAAUGUGCUUCUUGAUGCUGAUAUGGUAGCACAUGUUGGAGAUUUCGGGCUUGCUAGAAUUCUUGCUGAGGGAUGCUCAUCUUUCUGGCCCUCAACCAGCUCGAUGGGAUUCAGAGGAACAAUUGGUUAUGCUCCUCCAGAAUAUGGUGCGGGGAAUACAGUUUCAACCUAUGGAGAUAUUUUUAGCUAUGGCAUUCUUGUUCUUGAGAUGGUGACCGGAAGAAGACCCACUGACAGUACAUUUGAACAAGGAUUAAGCCUUCGCAUGUAUGCAGAGACGGCUGUAAACACCAGAGUUAUGGAUGUUGCAGACGCCAAGUUGGCGAUGGAGUUAAAAAAUGAGCCUGCAAAAUCAGGUGUUCCUUCCAAUAGAAAAAUGGUGGAUGCCGUGACUUCGCUACUUCAGCUUGGGAUAUCUUGCUCUGAAGAAAUACCAUCACGUAGAAUGGCAAUCAAAGAUAUCAUCAAGGAGCUGUACAGAACCAAAAUGACGCUACUGCAAGGAGAAUAGGAACGUGCCUAGCUAGCACUUUUAGAUUCUGAUCGAAUUUGUGCAUUAGUUGUGAUACAAAUGUUGGGAUUUUAAUAAUCUUUGUCGGAUGUGUGGGUUCAAUAAAAUUGAAAAAGUCUCCUUAUCUUAUAGACUCAAAAAUAAAAGGUCAUUGUUCUUAAGUCUGAAGGCAAAUAUAGAAGUUCUAGAUACUGUAAGAAAGAUGAGAAGGAAUUUUUACCAUGCCUUUGGGAAUUAUUAUAGUA
This is a messenger RNA of Panicum virgatum (switchgrass), 3270 nucleotides long. Its product is annotated as receptor kinase-like protein Xa21. The transcript is spliced from 2 exons. Gene Ontology annotation, biological process: hormone-mediated signaling pathway; protein phosphorylation. The coding region runs from base 35 to 3025 and encodes 996 amino acids. Lineage: Eukaryota; Viridiplantae; Streptophyta; Magnoliopsida; Poales; Poaceae. Gene Ontology annotation, cellular component: plasma membrane. Gene Ontology annotation, molecular function: ATP binding; protein kinase activity; protein binding. The record is from RefSeq and is a predicted model, not a curated record.